ACUCGGAGCUCUGAAAUUCCGGCUGACAGCUGCAUUUUGUGCCUCUGGGGUUUUAACCCCUCCUGGCCAGGGAGUGGGGAUUUGCUUGUGCAGCCGGAAGCCCUCCCUGACGCCUCCUUUCAGACUUGAAGCAAAUCAAGCCAGUUGGCCGUGGCCUGGCGUCCUUCGUGUGGCUGAGGGAGAGAGGGGCGCGUCAUGUUGGCCUCCCGCUCGGGCCGGAGGCUUGGCUUCCUCGGCCGGGGGCUUGGCUGGGCCCGCGCCGGGCGAUGGACGGGUCGGGCUUGCCAGGCCCAGCAGUGUGGCUCAGUACCUGGCCCGGCGCGCCGGCCUCUGAAGGAGUGGACACUGCUGGUGAGCCCGUUCGGUCAGCUGCGGGCGCGGCUCCCGUGCCACCUGGCCGUGAGGCCCCUGGACCCGAUCUCCUUCCCGGACGGUGACCGCGUGCUGGUGGCCAUGUCCGACGUGGAGGGCGGGAAGCCGGGCCUGGACAGCCUGCAGGUGCGGUACGACGAGGCCCUGCGGGAGGUGACCAUCGUGUCCGACACCAUCGGUCCCCGGGCGGCGGUGGAGGUGAACGUACCCCUGAAGUUUGAUUUGAAUAUCAAGUCAUUGGGAUCUGGCUGUGUAGAAAUCCAGAAUAUUGAAUGUGAUAAUUGCAAAAUUGAAACUGAACAGGGUACCAGCUUCUUGCACUCUGUUAAGAGUCAAAAAUUACAUGUUCAAACCAAAGAUGGCAAAGUGAUCUGUCUGGGAACAAUCUAUGGAGACACAGCUAUCCAUGCAUCAAAUAAAAGUACUGUAACUGUAGAUAAACUGCAAGGAAGUUCUGUUAAUAUAUCUACUGAAGAUGGGUUGCUAGAAGCAAAGUAUCUUUAUACAGAAUCAUCAUAUGUAUCUUCUACUGCUGGGAAUAUUGCAUUAGGAAAUGUUCAUGGUAAUAUAAUAUUACAAAGCAAGAUGGGCAACAUCACUGUAGAUUCAUCCUGUGGAUGUCUAAAAGCCUCCACUCAGCAGGGUGCCAUAGAUGUUUAUGUCAGCCAACUGGGCAAAGUGGAAUUGAAAUCACACAAAGGCUCUGUUACUGUCAAGGUCCCAUCUUCUCUUCAAACCUAUUUACAGUUAUCAGGAAAAGAGGUUGAUGUGAACCCAGAAGUCAAUGUUCAAAAAGUGGCUGAAGAUCAUAAAGAUGAUGGUGUAACAAUUACUGGACACAUGAAUCAAGUAGAGAGACAUGAAAACUGGAUUAAUGCUACUGCCCCAGAAGGCAUUGUACGUUUCAGAAAUCAAAGCUGGUUUCAGUCCCUGAAACUGCAAAACUAAAGCGUUUGAGUUGUUAUUUAUGUUUGUAAACAAUAGCAGACUUGCGAUGGUGAUACUGCAAAUACCAGUAUUCAUAUGAAUGUUGCAAAUAAAGGCAGCAUUGGGAACAAGUACUGGUGAAAUAUUUUAGGAGGCCUCUUAAAAGUUUGUAUUUAGCUACUGUAUUUUCUGUUGUUCUGUAACAAAU
Molecule: messenger RNA, 1507 nt
Organism: Perognathus longimembris pacificus (Pacific pocket mouse)
Lineage: Eukaryota; Metazoa; Chordata; Mammalia; Rodentia; Heteromyidae
Product: protein FAM185A-like
Exons: 8
Coding region: 196-1320 (374 amino acids)
Source: RefSeq, a predicted model, not a curated record